Messenger RNA from Tetrahymena thermophila SB210, 2721 nucleotides. RefSeq names its product pumilio-family RNA-binding repeatprotein. Gene Ontology annotation, biological process: post-transcriptional regulation of gene expression. Gene Ontology annotation, molecular function: mRNA binding. Gene Ontology annotation, cellular component: cytoplasm. The record is from RefSeq and is a predicted model, not a curated record. Lineage: Eukaryota; Ciliophora; Oligohymenophorea; Hymenostomatida; Tetrahymenidae. The transcript is spliced from 11 exons.
AUGGACGAUAAAGAUAAGCAAAGCUUCUUAUUAAAGUAGCCGCAAUUUAAAGUCUACUAGCAUGCCGAACUCUUCAAUGGGAUUCAGAAAAAACCCGAAGAGGGUGAGCUUUUGAUGGGAGGAAUAUUAGAUGGAGAUGGAGAGGAUGAUAUAUUAGCUCUUAGGAAUAGUGCAAAAUCAGCCCCACCUGAUUUGUAUUUGCAGUAGAAAGCUUCUCUAUAAUAGUAAGAGAAUGAUUAUUUAUACACAAAGGAUUACUUUGACUAUUACAAACAAUCAAAUAAUCCGCGUCUUCAAAAACCACUUUAUAGACAUGAUCAGUUGGAUAUAAAAAGCUUAAAUAAGUAGAUGAACAAAUUAAGUAUAGACGAUUCAACUCAAUACAAACAAUCUAUAACCAACGCGGAAUUGAUUUAAAGCAUAGGAAAUUCAACCCCUCCACCUUAUUAACAAGUACCAUAAAUGAUAUACCCUUAACAAUAGUAAAUUAUUAUGGGAUAAGCAAAUGAAAUACCACCAAUCUAAGGAUCAGGAAGCCCUGCACCAAUGAUUAUGAUGCCUCCCAACCAAAUGAUACAACCUCCUAUUAACCUUUAAUAGCCUCCUCCUACUGUAGCUUAAAAUUUUAAGAACCCACCAAAUCAUCAGUUUUUAUAGCAGCCGCGUCCCCAAAACUAAUACAAUAAAUAUAAUCAAGGAAACAUGCAACAUUAACAAGGAAUAAAGAAGACUAAAUCUUAUCAAUAAUAAGGAUUUUAAGGAUCAAGCUAGUAAAAUAUGCAUCAUAAUAAUGGUUAACCCUUUUAGUAACCUCCUUAAUUCUUAAAUUAAAGCUUCCCUAUGAUGUUUUAAGCUCCUCCUCCUAAUUUAGGAGCUCCAAAUCAAAUGCAACAAUUUAUUCCUCUAGGAAUGUAGCAACCUAUUCAGUAAUUCCCAUACCAAUAAAACAUGAUGUUUUAGCAAUAAGGAUAUGGACCUAAUUAUCCCAACAUGAACUAUUAAAAUUAAAUGAGCAUGAGCUACCCAUAGAAUUAAAAUAUAGGAAAUAACGGUAUGCAAAACAACAUUAUAAACCCCUAGAAUCCAAAUAUCAACAAUAAUAGUAACAACAACAAUAAUUUAAGCAAUAGCCCUGGAAAUAACAAUAAUAACUAGAUUAAUGGUGGUGGAAUUAACAAUAAUUAAAACAAUUAAAAUAACAUAAAUGUGGGUAACAAUAAUAUUAUGAGCUAAAACAUGGGAAAUAAAAACAAUUCAUAAAAUUACAACAUGUAAAAUAAUAACAGAAAUUAGCAAGGUAUGAAUUUGGGUGGUAAAAAGAAACAGUUAAAUUAACCAAAUGGGCAUAUUAUUUAAAACCAAUUCAUGUAAAGCAAUCAAAAUGUCAGCAAUAACAAUCCAAAUUAAGUUUAGAAUUUGGGAAAGAGUUCCUCAACAGAUAGUUCAAAUUAGAAUUUUAAUUAGCUAUUUCCAGAUUUAAUUGAGUCUUGUAAAGAUUAAAAUAGCUCAAGGACAAUACAAAAGCAGUUUGAAAAUUCUACAAUUGAAGAAAAAAAUAAAAUAUUUGAAAGAAUCUAACCAGAAGCAUUGAAUUUAAUGAAGGAUUAAUUUGGAAAUUAUGUCAUUUAAAAGCUAUUUGAAAAAGGAACUAUUGAACAUAAAGAGAAGCUCUACUAUAUUAUAAAAGGAAAUGUAGAGUAACUAUCCCUUCAUACUUAUGGUUGCAGAGUUAUAUAAAAGGCUUUAGAGGAACUUAAAGAAAGACCAUAAAUGCAAGAAGGAUUGAUUUAAGAGCUAAAUAACAAGAUUAUGACUUGCAUUCAAGAUUAAAAUGGAAACCAUGUUAUUUAAAAAUGCUUUGAAACCUUAAGUUCUUCAAAAUUGACAACAAUUAUUAAUGAAGUCAUUCAAAAUAUAGAAGAGUUAGCAUUCCAUCCAUAUGGAUGUAGAGUCAUUCAAAGAAUUUUAGAAUUCUGUAGCAAUCCUGAGACUAAGAAAAUAUACGAAAAACUUAUGACCAACUUAAUUAGAUUAUGCGAAUGCCAAUAUGGAAAUUAUAUCAUUCAGUACAUCAUUGAAAAAGGAUAAAAACUCGAAAAAGACGAAAUUCUUUAGGUAGUAAAAGUCCAUUUCGUAGAUCUUUCUCUCAAUAAAUUUGCCUCAAACGUAACAGAAAAAUCUAUUGUUUAUUCUGAUGAAGAAUUCAAAGCUGGAGUAUUGGAUGUUUUAUUAAGGCCAAACAAUCAAAACCAUUUAGAUACAGGUAUAGUUAGGUUGACAAAAAAUGCCUUUGGUAACUAUGUUGUGCAAAGGCUGUAUGAAAAAGCAUAACAUGAGACAAAACUAAGGGUUUGCUAAUAUUUGUUAUAAAAUAAUGAUGUUUACAACGAAGUAAUCUCAAAUAGUUUUGGAAAACAUGUUCUUAGCUAUAUUGAAAAGCACAGAGUAGAUAUCCCUAUGAAUCAAAUUUAGCAAAAUGUAGGCAACAUACAAAAUUAAAAUAUGAAUAACAAUAAUAAUAGUGGGCCUAUGAAUAAUAAUAGCAAUAAUAAUAACAACAACAAUUACAAUAAUAACAGUAACAACAAUAAUGGUUACAACCAUCAUAACAAUAACAACAACAACCACCAUUCAUAGCAUCAUAAUAAUUAAAAUAAUAACAAUAAUCAUAUUAAUCAUAAUAACUAUAAAAAGAAUUACAACAGUAAUAACCAUUAUUGA